Molecule: messenger RNA, 1849 nt
Organism: Mercurialis annua (annual mercury)
Lineage: Eukaryota; Viridiplantae; Streptophyta; Magnoliopsida; Malpighiales; Euphorbiaceae
Product: aspartate aminotransferase, mitochondrial
Exons: 10
Coding region: 226-1515 (429 amino acids)
Biological process (GO): biosynthetic process; amino acid metabolic process
Cellular component (GO): mitochondrion
Molecular function (GO): pyridoxal phosphate binding; L-aspartate:2-oxoglutarate transaminase activity
Source: RefSeq, a predicted model, not a curated record
CCAAAUUGCAUUCAACAAAUUAAAAAGCUCACACAUUUCAAAGUGCACCCAACACAACUUGCUCAUUAGAGUGCUGUCCCUAUCCCUAAUAACCCAUAAAUAAAACCCAUUCUUUAUUCUCUCCAACAACUUACCAAAGAAUCAGUUCUUCCUCACCUCGUCAAAUAAUUCUUUUAUUUCUGUGUGCUUAGUUUCAGAAUUUUUAAUUGUAUUUCUUAGAUCAAAAUGGCUCUCAGUAAGGCGAUGAUCACAUGCAGCAGCCUCACAAGAAACAGCAAGCAGUUGAUGGCGGGAUCAUCAAGAUCCAUGUCCUCAUGGUGGCGCAGCGUUGAGCCAGCUCCUAAAGAUCCUAUUCUCGGUGUUACCGAGGCUUUUCUUGCUGACCCGUCUCCUGAUAAAGUCAACGUCGGAGUUGGUGCUUACAGAGAUGACAAUGGAAAGCCGGUUGUUUUGGAGUGUGUUAGAGAAGCUGAGAGACGUAUUGCUGGAAACGCAAACAUGGAAUAUCUUCCUAUGGGAGGGAGUGUCAAGAUGGUGGAGCACACACUGAAAUUGGCUUAUGGAGAGAAUUCUGAGUUCAUUAAGGACAAAAGAAUAGCAGCAGUGCAAUCCCUCUCUGGGACCGGAGCAUGCCGACUUUUUGCAGAUUUUCAAAAGCGUUUUUGUCCUGAAUCCCAAAUUUACAUACCAGUCCCAACAUGGUCUAAUCACCAUAAUAUUUGGAGAGAUGCUCAGGUUCCUCAGCAGACCUAUCAUUACUACCACCCAGAGUCCAGGGGCUUAGACUUCGUUGCACUGAUGGACGAUGUUAAGAAUGCUCCAAACGGCUCAUUCUUUCUACUUCAUGCUUGUGCUCAUAAUCCUACCGGGGUUGAUCCAACUGAGGAACAAUGGAGAGAGAUUUCACAACUAUUCAAGGUGAAAAAUCAUUUUGCCUUAUUUGACAUGGCAUAUCAAGGUUUUGCCAGUGGUGAUCCAGAGAGAGAUGCAAAGUCCAUCAGAAUUUUCCUCGAGGAUGGUCAUCAUAUUGGAAUUGCUCAAUCAUAUGCAAAAAAUAUGGGGCUCUAUGGCCAGAGAGUAGGAUGCCUCAGUGUGCUCUGUGAAGAUGAGAAACAAGCAGUUUGUGUGAAAAGUCAGCUGCAGCAACUUGCAAGGCCAAUGUACAGCAAUCCACCUGUUCAUGGUGCACUCGUAGUUUCAACUAUUCUUGAAAAUCCAGACUUGAAGCAAUUAUGGCUCAAGGAAGUAAAGGUAAUGGCUGAUCGGAUCAUUUCCAUGCGGACUGCUUUGCAAGAAAACCUAGAAAAGUUGGGUUCACCUUUAUCAUGGAAACACAUUACUGAUCAGAUUGGCAUGUUUUGCUACAGUGGCAUGACACCGGAACAAGUUGAUCGUUUGACAAAAGAAUUUCAUAUAUAUAUGACCCGCAAUGGCCGAAUCAGCAUGGCUGGCGUUACAACAGGCAAUGUCGGAUAUUUGGCGAAUGCUAUUCAUGAAGUCACAAAAUCCGGUUAGGCUCAUUUAUACAAAAAAAAAAAAAACUCAAAAGCAUACAGGAGGUCACAAGUGCAUACUGCAUAGUGAGACAUCAAAUAAUUUAUUUUUUUCCGUCUUCCCACUUCGAUUAGUCGGGAAGAGGCAAUAAAUGGUAUCCGCCGUGCUCAAUUUUUUAUUUCCAUGUUGUUGCAGACAAGUAUUGAGGAAAGUGUAGUUUUAGACAUUAAUUAGGCAAUAUGCAGGGCGUUGCUGGUUAUGACUCAAUGUCAUUAUAAAUUUUCUAUAACAUUAUUAUUGUCUACAAUUUGAAGUUCAUUUGUGUUCAAAUUUUUAAUUUGAUCACUUGUUUCAA